This is a messenger RNA of Botrytis deweyae, 1377 nucleotides long. RefSeq lists its product as uncharacterized. The coding region runs from base 1 to 1377 and encodes 458 amino acids. The transcript is spliced from 3 exons. Gene Ontology annotation, biological process: chromatin remodeling; box C/D snoRNP assembly; regulation of transcription by RNA polymerase II. Gene Ontology annotation, molecular function: ATP binding; ATP hydrolysis activity; DNA helicase activity. The record is from RefSeq and is a predicted model, not a curated record. NCBI's taxonomy places the organism in Eukaryota, Fungi, Ascomycota, Leotiomycetes, Helotiales, Sclerotiniaceae. Gene Ontology annotation, cellular component: Ino80 complex; Swr1 complex; NuA4 histone acetyltransferase complex.
AUGGUAAACCUCAGCGAUGUUAAGGGAAAUUCCCGCGACAAUCGAACUUCUACGCAUACACAUAUCAAAGGUCUUGGACUUCGAAAUGAUGGCUCUGCUGAGAAGCAAGCGGGUGGAUUUGUUGGCCAAACUUCAGCUCGAGAGGCUUGUGGUGUGGUUGUCGACUUAAUUCGUUCCAAAAAAAUGGCUGGCCGAGCUAUUUUACUUGCAGGAGGACCUGGGACAGGAAAGACAGCUCUCGCUCUAGCUAUCAGUCAAGAGCUUGGAACAAAAGUACCAUUCUGCCCCAUCGUCGCAAGCGAAGUAUACUCGACGGAAGUCAAGAAAACAGAGGCGCUCAUGGAAAACUUUCGACGAGCCAUUGGUCUGAAAGUUCGCGAAACGAAGGAGGUUUACGAGGGCGAGGUUACAGAAUUAACACCAGAGGAAGCUGAAAAUCCAUUGGGAAGCUAUGGAAAGACUAUCAGCACACUGUUGAUUGGAUUGAAGAGCGCCAAGGGCCAAAAGAAGUUAAGAUUGGAUCCAAGCAUCUACGAAGCUAUACAGAAAGAAAAAGUUACAGUUGGAGAUGUUAUUUAUAUCGAAGCCAAUACCGGAGCCUGUAAACGUGUUGGCAGAUCGGAUGCGUAUGCGACCGAAUUCGACCUGGAAGCGGAGGAGUAUGUGCCAAUACCAAAGGGAGAAGUUAACAAGAAGAAGGAGAUAGUACAGGACGUUACUUUACAUGAUCUCGAUAUUGCGAACUCCAGACCUCAAGGUGGACAAGACAUAAUGAGUAUGAUGGGCCAGUUGAUGAAACCAAAGAUGACAGAAAUUACGGAGAAAUUAAGAGCGGAAAUUAAUAAGGUGGUCAACAAAUACAUUGAUCAAGGAGUGGCAGAGCUUGUUCCAGGUGUGCUUUUUAUUGAUGAGGUUCACAUGCUCGAUCUCGAAUGCUUCACAUAUCUGAAUCGUGCUCUCGAAUCAACGAUUUCUCCAAUCGUAAUUCUCGCUUCCAACCGUGGCAUGUGUACCAUUCGCGGCAGUGAAGAUUUGAUCUCAGCACAUGGAAUUCCUUCUGAUCUUUUGGCUCGUCUUUUAAUCAUUCCUACAAAUGCUUACGAGGCGGAUGAAAUCAAGAGAAUUCUUCGUAUUCGAGUCACAGUUGAAGGUUUAGCCAUAACUGAAGCUGCAUUAGACAAACUCACAGAACAUGGUUCAAGAAUUAGUUUGAGAUAUGCAUUGCAGCUUCUCACACCAUCUAGUAUUUUAGCGCGAGUAAGCGGACGCAAUCAAAUUGAUGUCCAGGAUGUAGGGGAGUGCGAAGAUUUAUUCAUUGAUGCACGGAGGAGUGCAGCUAUUAUGAACGGUGAAGCUGGUAAUGGGUUCAUUUCAUAA